CUGACGGCAGAAGAUAAAUACAGAGGCUGUCUGUACAACUGCAUUAAGCAUAGCUUCAUCUGGACACUUCGUCUCAUCUGCAACCUCCCAUCAGUUCACUGAGAACCAUGAGCAAAACAGACUGGAAUCCUUCCUUGUGGCUGGACGUCUUUGAUGAGUUAGUCUAUGAUGACAAUCAGCUGGAUAAUGAGGACUCGUGGACUCUGAAUUUCAAUUACAACCAGGAUGACACAGUGACUAAGCAAGAGAGGAAAAGGGGCUGGAAGGUCUACUGUCACUGUGGCUUUGGAAAAUUUCGCUGUGGUUCCUGCUCCAGGACCUGGGGUUCUGCACGGGUGGUGUUACUGUUUCGUUACAGGCUGCGUCAAGGCCGGGGAACAGUGAUCAUGCGGCCCUUUGGACAAACCUGUCUUCAGUGCCGGGACGAUGAGUAUGAUCUCCCUGGUUUUGCAAAGAAAGACGUGGAAAAAGCUUUGUUCAGGCUGUUUGCCAAAAUCCGUAAAAACUGCUAUGGAGAAGAGGAUGACAAUGAAGACGGGUCAGUGUGUUCCACAAAAGUUUGGACCAAACCUCAUGAAGCAGCACUGUGUGAAGCUUGCAGUCACGGCAUUUGCUGUCAAGAUGAGAGUUAGACGUAAAUGUGAGGACCAAAACAAGUGAUACAUUAGGAAGGUGAAACAAAUGUUGACCAAUUCUCAGAAAUUUCAAGUGUUGUUAAUGUCAUGACUAAUUAUGUGUGUGAGCAAUAAUUAUGUGUUCUUUAUUUUUAUGAAAAUUAUGUACUAUCAAUACUAAUAGCAAGAAUGAUACAAUGAAUUGUAUAUUUUUGUACUGAUUGUAUUUUAGAGCCAAGUGCAUUGUUUCUCUGUUUUCUAUCAUAUUGAUUUUAUUAAUUAAUAUUUAUAUUUUGUCAACAAAAUUGACAUAUAUUUUGUCAACAAAAUUGGAAUAUGUUCUUUAUUCUCUACAAUUUAUGGCCAAAACUUACACAACUAAAUUUAUUUUCGAUCUGUAUUUACAAGCUGCUAAAUAUAUUAAUGUAAUGGAUUGAACUGUAAAAUUAAAAAUAAAAUGAAAACACACUACAUCACCACAAUGUAUUUAUAUAUAUUACUACUUAUUAAUGCCCCAAAUCUUUUGUAUAAUUAUUUAAUUUUUUUUUUAAAUAUCUGUAACUGCAAUAAUUAAACUGUCAUUAAUAAAAAAUAAUAUUCUGA
This is a messenger RNA of Betta splendens (Siamese fighting fish), 1217 nucleotides long. Its product is annotated as receptor-transporting protein 4-like. Gene Ontology annotation, molecular function: olfactory receptor binding. Lineage: Eukaryota; Metazoa; Chordata; Actinopteri; Anabantiformes; Osphronemidae. Bases 108 to 632 code for a protein of 174 amino acids. The transcript has 3 exons. The record is from RefSeq and is a predicted model, not a curated record. Gene Ontology annotation, biological process: protein insertion into membrane; protein targeting to membrane.